AUGGCUAAUGUGGUUCCACUUUUCAGGAAGGACGGUAGAGAUGAACCAGAAAAUUACAGACCGGUGAGCCUCAUACCAGAGGCAGAGAAACUGUUAGACAAAAUUCUGAAGGAGAAAAUUAUUAUCCAUUUGGAAAGGGCCUCUUCCUGGGAGACUGUAGUGUUUGUUAUUUCCUGUGUUUCUACUUCUGGCUCUGGGUUUUCAGUGCAGCCACUCUUCAAAUACGGGGCAUUGGUUUUCGCUCGUCAGCACUUUUACAGGAUGGCUGCAAUGCGCCAGUAUUUUUGGCUGUGGCUGGGCCUUAGUAUAAUCAUUCUCAACGCUUUUGUUAUCCUCAUAUUCUACCUGAUCUGCAGGAGACUAGGUAGCUACCAAAGUGAAAUGAGAAUUAAAAAAUUCUUCAGUCCAAGUUCCCAGACAUACAUUUCACAGGUGGACACUUCCCGACGCCGCACAGAGGAUAAUGCCUAUCAGCUCAAUAACACAGAAGAAUCAGCCCAGCUCAAUAACACAGACAAUACAGUCAACAAGUCAUCCAGCAUGGACAAUAUAUCACAUAGCUAUGAGGAUCCAGUUGAUUUUGAGAAGAUUUCGAAUCAUGGAUACAUUGAUGUUCAUCCAGAUGAAGAUGAAAGCUAUGAUGAUGUAAUUGCCCCAGGAUGGGUUGAUGAAGACUAUGAUGAUGUAGCAUAGAACAUAGAACAGUAGGGUACCAUGACCUCACUGACAAUGAUGCCAUUCUAAACCAAUCCCAUUUGCCUAUACAUGGUCUGUGUCACGCUAUUGGCUGCCUGUUCAUGUGUCCAUCUAAAAUGUCUCUUACACAUUGUUAUCAUAUCCGCUUCUACCACUUUCCCUGGCAGCAUAUUCCAGGAACAUGCCACCUUCUUUGUCAAAAUCUUGACUUACGUAUCUCUUUUAAACUUGCCUCUUCUCACCUUAAACCCAUAUUCUCUAAUAUUUGAUAUUUCCACCCUGGAAACAAGACUGACUAUCCAUCCUAUCCAUGCCUCUCAUUAUUUUAUAUGUUUCUCUCAGAUUAUGCCUUAGCUUCCGUAAAACUCUAGCAAAAACAAUCAAGUCUGUCCAACCUCUCCUUAUAGCUAAUACACUCCAAUCCAAGCAACAUCCUGAUAAACCUGUUUGCAUCUUUUCCAAAGCCUCCACACUCUUCCUAUAGUGUGGUGACCAGAACUGCACAGAGUACUCCAAAUGUAUCCUAGGUAAAGUCUUAUACAGCUGAAAUAUGAAUUGCCAAUGCUUAUACUCAGUGCCCCAACCGAUGAACGCAAUCUUGCCAUGUGCUUUUUUAACCACCUUAUCCACUUUCAUUGCAGCUAUCGACUUGCACCUCAAGAUCCCUCCAUUUAUCAUUGCUCUUAAGCAUUCUGCCAUUUAUCGUAUACUUUACUUUCACAUUUGAUCUCCUGAAAUACAUCACCUCACACCUGCCUGGAUUAAACUCAAUCUGCCAUUUUUCCGUCCAACUUUUCCAAUUGAUCUAUGUCCCGUUGCAUCCCCUCAGGCCCUGAGAACUUAGCUACCUUAAUGUUUUUCAGGACAACCAAUGCCUCCACCUUCUUAAUAUCAAUACGGCCUAGAAUAUCAACAUAACCCUCCCUAAUCUUACUGUCCUUCUCCUUAGUGAAUGCCGAUGCAAAGUACUCAUUAAGGAUCUCCCCACUUCCUUUGACUCCAUGCAUAAAAUUGCCUGCUUUGUCCAUGAGUGGACCUACCCUUUUCCUAGCUACCCUCUAGUCCUAAUAUAUAUAUAAAAUACUUUGAGAUUCUCCUUAAUUCUACUUGCCAAGGAUAUUUCAUGACCUUUUUUAGCCCUCCUAAUUCUUUGUUUAAGUCCUUCCUGUUUCCUUUAUAUUAAUGAAAGGGGUUUUCUAAUUGCAAUUUCCUAAACCCUUUGACUGAACUACCAAUAUUUUUUGCCAUUCACAGUUCCUGAAUCUAGCUAUUGUUUUCUUUCCUCUUCACAGGAACACAUUGGUCCUGAAGCUUGAUCAACUGGUCCUUAAAAAAUCCUGCAUAUCAUAUUCAGUUUAGCCUCAAACAACCACCCCUCAAACUAAUUUCUCUAGUUCUUGCCUAACACUGUGCAAUUAGCCUUCCCCCAAUUUAGCAUUUUCACCCAAGGACCUUAUCUUACCUUAUCCAUGACUGUCUUAAAAUUUAUGGAAUUAUGAUCUCUGUUCCUAAAAAGCUUCUCUGCUGAAACCUGGCCAGGCUUAUUCCCCAGUACAAGGGUCCCUUCCCUAGUUGGAUUAUUACCAUAUUGUUUCAAGCGCCCCUUCUGGAUGCAUCUGACACUAAGGGAGUCCUGGUCUGUCUGGCAGAUCAGUAUUGGCCCAUCAGUUCCAGCAUUAGCUCUCGGAAGGGGCUAUGUAAUUAGUUUCCCUUCCCUGAGGACCUCAAAUUGUGCACCACAUAUAGUGCAGCCAAAGCCUAACAAGUGACUUGUAAUUCAGCAUAAAUCUCCUUCAUUUAGAAUUUAUGUGUCUAUCUCUAAAGCUGAGGAUCUCAAAAGCACUCAUCAACUGAACCUUGUAUUUGUAAUGUCACUUUCAAAGAUUUUAAAUUUUAAGGCAAGUAUGCGGACAGUUCACUCUUCUAUUGUGGCAUGUAAUAAAAGAAGUUUUAGCAUUUUCUGUAUCGCUAAUUCUGUCCUCUCUAUAGUCAUUGUCAGAACAGCAUAGUAUUUACAUUUAGUGAAAGUUAUAGGGAUUAAAAUGCAUUCUACACAACGUCAUGGAGUUGCUACUGCAUUAAAGCUUUGAGAUUCAGUUUAUGGAUGGGAAUGAAUAUGUUUUGAAGGCUCUGUUUGACUCUGGGUGUUGGGGACAGUGUCAGGAAGGUUAGUGGAGCAUGGAUCAUGGACCACACUGCAUCAAUAGAGCAAGAACUGCCAGAAGGGACUGAGUGUGUCUGCUGAAGAAUUGCAUUGUUAUCAUUCUGACAGGAGAUCAUUUUGCACUCGGGGUGAACAUAGAACAGUACAGCACAGUACAGGCCCGUCGGCCUACCAUAUUGUAUGAACAGUGAAGGUGUGAACAGUGACGGAGAUCAAAUGGGUAUGCAAUGAAAGCCUUCUCUUCAUCACUAAAUGUACCUCUCAAUUCUACAUUGGCCAGUGAGAUGUCAUUUACCUUCCGCUGUUUAAUGUAGAGAUGCCAGUGUUGGACUGGGGUGGACAAAGUCAGAAGUCACAUGAUACCAGUUUACAGUCCAACAGGUUUAUUUGAAAUCACAAGCUUUCAGAGAACUGCUCCUUUGCCAGAUGAAGUCACUUCUAACUUCUAACAUAUCUGUUUGAGCAGUGACAUGAGUUUGGUACAAUUUCAAUUCUAAUCUGUGCCAACAAGAAUGACCAAGACUGUGUCUUGGGGAAUACCAAUUAGAAUAGCUGGUAUAAGGAAGCCAAGUGGGUGGUUAGGGCAAAGUAUGGAACUUUGAUUGAGCUGCAAGUAAAGCAGGUCAUUGGAGUAACUGUGGAGGGAAUGUGGUCCUCUACACGUGUGGGAGAGCUUAACUGCAAGUCUUACACAUCUUUCUUCAGAAGCAAGAGGAAUCCACCAUAGUUUUUGGAGAGUAACGAUGUGCAUAAACAAUAAUUGGGAGAAUGACACCUGACCACUAAGCUUCUCCAAGAGAUAUGAUUGAAAAAUCACCUGACUUAAAGACUUCAGAGGCAGUUGAGCACACACUUGAAUCUGUUUCUGCAGCUUAUUCAUUUGGAACAGGUUGUUAACCUGUUGUCAGGGGAUCCAGCUCCCUUAAUGCGAAGAAAUAAAAACCUGAAAGAACUGAAGGGUCACUUGACCUGAAGCAUUAACGUUGAUUUCUCUGCCAGAUGCUGCCAGACUCGCUGAGGCUUUCUAGAAAUUUCUGUUUUUGGCUCUUUACAUGAUACAGGGCUGACCAGAAGACUUUUUGAUUCGUCUUACCUGCCGGUUGUUUGCCUGAACAAUUUAAAAGUUAAUAUUCAAACUAUUUGCCAUUUUGAAUGGAUCACCCUUGGUCAUCAGGCCCUGGGGUAGAACGUGAGCCAGGACCUUCUG
This is a messenger RNA of Stegostoma tigrinum, 4067 nucleotides long. RefSeq lists its product as uncharacterized. NCBI's taxonomy places the organism in Eukaryota, Metazoa, Chordata, Chondrichthyes, Orectolobiformes, Stegostomatidae. The coding region runs from base 1 to 693 and encodes 230 amino acids. The transcript has 6 exons. The record is from RefSeq and is a predicted model, not a curated record.